CAUUCAGCCACCAUUCCUCCAGGAGCGAGUUGCUAUUUCCACUCUCUGCUUUCCUCAAGUAAUUCAUUCCACGAGGUCCUGCCGGCCGUGAUGGCAUUUAUCCGCCUCUUUGCCGCGCUACUGGUUGCAGCUCUCUCCUUGGCUGCCGUCAGCGAAGCCGUAGUCCUGUGCCCCAUCUUCCCAGCCUGCUGCUUCCAGAAGACCCGCCUAGGAAACGCCUGUCACCCACUUUGCCCCGACUGUGACGAAGCUUUCGAGUACACGAGGGGCGUGAGGAACAGGCUCUACACCGAGGCCGAAGCUCACAGGAAUGAGCUGAUUCUCGAGAGGCUGGAACACUCUCCCCGCGUCUCCUUCAUCACGGGACCAAUCUCCGCUUAUCGCGGUGAUUCCAUCCUGCCCAGGAGAUACAUUAUCCUCUAGUCGGGUCUUUCUUGGCCCAAGUAUAGCUCGAGUUCAUGGUGAUGUUCUCAUACCCCAAUUUAGGCGGUUCCUCGAAGGGCGAAUUCCAGGAGGAGGUCCUAUGAGGAUCUGACUGUUCGUCGGAGGUCGAAUCGGUGAUUGUCAAGAGGAAGCCAAAAGGGAAAGCUUCCAAAAGGAGUGGCUCAAGCCACAAGGGACAACAGAAGUAAACGUUUUUACAGACUUUACGGUAGUUCCUAUGUUGCUGCCGUUAACAAAGGAUAAAUUUUCUUAAGAUAAAUUUUCUUAAACGUUUCGUUUGUUUAAAAAAAGAAAAAGUCACAGUUCUAUGAAUUUCUGUUCCUUAUGAUAGUUAGUCGUAACUCCGAUUCCUAUUGUGACAAUUUGUUACGCCCAUACAAUUGUGUAGUCACUAUCUUUCUACGUUAUGGGAGUUGUUGUAUUUGUUUAUUUGCCUAUAUUUUUAUUUGUUUCUGUUUCAUGUUACUUGUUUUCCGUAUUACUUUGUUAGUUUACGUAUAAAAUGUCUGCUAGUCACAUACAAAUCUAUAUGUUAUUUAUAUUUUAA
Macrobrachium nipponense is the source of this 991-nucleotide messenger RNA. RefSeq lists its product as uncharacterized. Lineage: Eukaryota; Metazoa; Arthropoda; Malacostraca; Decapoda; Palaemonidae. The record is from RefSeq and is a predicted model, not a curated record. The transcript is spliced from 2 exons. Bases 91 to 423 code for a protein of 110 amino acids.